ACUCUAUAUAUCUUCCUCCCCUCCAAGCAAAAAAAAAGUAAUAGAAACUAUUGGUAAAAAGAUGUAUUAAGCUACAUUAUUUUUCCUAGUUGUCCCCUCUUGAUCCUCAUAGGCAUGGAGAAAAGUAGUAGCUUCAACAGCAAGUACUUCAAACACCAAACCAUGAAGGAGUUCAAUGAAAACAACAACAACAACAAGAAUGUUAAAGAAUAUUCACGGGAUAAUAAUUAUGGAGAAGGAGAUUUAAUAGGAGGGUUUUUAUGGCCACCAAGAUCCUACACAUGUAGCUUUUGUAAAAGGGAAUUCAGAUCUGCUCAAGCUCUUGGUGGUCACAUGAAUGUUCAUAGAAGAGAUAGAGCCAGGCUUAGACUUCAAUCAUCACCACCCCCAACAGAUACUAAUAAUAAUAAUGGUGCUACUCAUCACUAUUCUCUUCCAAACACUAACCCUAACCCUAACCCUAGUUUUGUUUCACCAUCUUCACCUUCAAAAAAAUUCCCUUCUUUUGUUUCUACACUACCCCCAUUAAUAUCUCCUAGUUCCUUUUCUUCUUCUACUACUGCUUGUGGUUCUAAUGAGAUGAAAAAUGGAGAUUUGACAAAAAUGGGAAGUGCAAAAUUUGAGAAAAAUGGAAAAGAAUGUAGUGAAGUGGUGAAAAAGAGGGCUGAAUUUUUGAGAUUGGAUUUGGGAAUUGGCUUGCUUAGUAGUGAAUCAAAGGAUGAUUUGGAUUUGGAACUUAGACUUGGUUACAUAUAGACCAAAUUUCAACUGCUUUAAGGUUUGUCGUGCUCGAUUUGUUGGCUUUUUACUAGUUCAAGAAAAAGAGAAGGGAAAAAGUUGAAAAAAGAAAAUGAAAGAAAGUCUAAGAAAAAGUUCCUAUGGUAGAUUUCUUAAUGUGGAGAUUGAAGAUGCAAAGUCCUGGCUCCCGCGAAUCUUUCAUAGAAUUCCAAUCAUUUCUCCCACUCCUCAAAAGCCCACAGGACCAAAUUGAUGUGAUUGCCAUGAAGACCAUGGCCAGCCAGAUAAUGUUGUUGUUUUUAGUUUAAUUCCUUUAUGUAAUUCUUAAUAUUGUCCAUGUUAUGUAGGUAUUGUGCUUUAGUAAACCUUCUAAAGUUACUGUGUCUUCUCUAGAUAUAAAUAAGUAAUAUUUUU
Messenger RNA from Lycium barbarum (goji berry), 1152 nucleotides. RefSeq names its product transcriptional regulator SUPERMAN-like. Lineage: Eukaryota; Viridiplantae; Streptophyta; Magnoliopsida; Solanales; Solanaceae. The transcript has a single exon. Bases 115 to 756 code for a protein of 213 amino acids. The record is from RefSeq and is a predicted model, not a curated record.